Bombus pyrosoma is the source of this 2785-nucleotide messenger RNA. Its product is annotated as B9 domain-containing protein 1-like. Bases 630 to 1199 code for a protein of 189 amino acids. The transcript has 5 exons. NCBI's taxonomy places the organism in Eukaryota, Metazoa, Arthropoda, Insecta, Hymenoptera, Apidae. The record is from RefSeq and is a predicted model, not a curated record. Gene Ontology annotation, cellular component: MKS complex. Gene Ontology annotation, biological process: cilium assembly.
UGCAUCCUGGCGAUAUUAAAUUUGAUUCCUCUAAUUAAAUAGGCUCACACAGUAACAAAUUAAUUUGCAUCUUCGUCUCUCCGUGAAUUAAAGUACCUUAUAAUUUCUCCUAAUAUUUCAUACCAUGUCAAGGCUACGUUUACCAGAAUAAUGCAAGCUGUUGUAGAUAUUAGAUAACAUAGCCGACGCCUUCUGAAUAUUAAAGGGGAAGAUCCCAUCUAUAUUUAGUAACCGCGUCUUUUGACCGUUGAAAUGAACCACAUGCUAUGGAAAAUGGAGGCGCAUGCUUCGUUACCACGACAACCGAUUCGCUUAAUCGUACACAAAGCUCCGAUCAGCACAAAUAAGCCUACCAUUAGUCACUUUUUGUUCAUAGAACCUUCCUCGCUAAUAUAAUUGAACUCUGAUUAUAAAAAGUAUUUCUGUGAAUCUAUUACGUGCUUCGUACAAAAGAUUUGGAAAUUUCAUCAGCAUCCUAACGAAGUUAUAUUGAUCGAGAGUUUUAGUGAUUGUACUACGUCGAUGUAUUUUAACAAUACCAGGAAUAAACAAAUAUCGUGGAUCUAAGCUAGUUUUCCUUUCUGUGAGUUUGUGAAUCUAAUUCGAUUAGAUUCUUACGUAAAUUGAUCAUGUCAGUCGAAGGUGAAUUCUUCCUCUCGAUCACAGGAUCCAUCGAACACGCGGAGUUUUACGAUGUUGACAACGCCUACUGCAAAUACGGAUUUCACUUUGGUCCCGAGUGGAGCGUAGUUGCCGGUAUCGAGGAAGGUUUGACGCAGAUGUGCAAGUGUAGCAGCGAUCCACGAAAUCUGGCAGUCUGGAAUUUUCCGCUAGAAGUCACGUUCAAGAGUACUAACCCGCAUGGAUGGCCUCAGUUAAUAAUGUCUGUUUAUGGCUUGGACAUCUUCGGCCACGACGUCAUCAGAGGAUAUGGAGUGUGUCAUUUGCCGCUAAAAACAGGUCAACACGAGAAAAGAAUAUCCGUGUACGUGCCGGAGUCCUCCUCGACGUUGCAACGAUUUGCGGCCUGGUUAACCGGAAGAAGGCCAGAACUAAUUGAUCCGGCGAUAUUGGCUUCUGGUGACGGAAGGGAACUCACGCGCAUGAGAGUGGAGGGUAUUGUUACCGUAACAUUCAACGUGGUGCUGAAAGAUUUCUUCAAGUUGGGCUACAACAAUGGCGAGCAACGUAACAAGUAAUGAGAUUUGUUGGCCGACGUAAAACGCCCUCGAUUACGACACUAAUAUUUCCUUUUUGCUUCCCGCGUCGGCGGCUCCGUAUCUCGUGUCAUCUUUCUCCGCACUAUGUUUCUUUGACCGUGACGCGAAUUUACAAGUUAAUAUUCGUGGAUGUAUCUUAUUUUCCACACCUGAAAGCGAACGACUAGAUUUGUGAAAAAUGAAAAGGCAAUGUUUAAUUGAAAUUAGAAAUCGAACAUGUACUUGUGAGUGUGAGUAAUGUUUUGUCGAGGAGGAGCGAGUCUUCGUGUAACGUAAAAGUAUCGUAUAUACUGACCGAUGAAUUAACCUUUUCAUCGAUCCCUAACACCAAAUGUGGUUGAAAGAAUGUUUAACGUUUUAUAACAUAAAUUGUAACUUGUAAAUAAUAUUGGGAUAUAUUUGGUAUUUUUUCCAUAUGUUGGGGGUUUUUCUCGCCUAUUUCGCUCUUUUUGAAAAAAGAAAAAAUAUUUACACUAUCAAAUAAAACGAUAUAUGAAUGUCAUCAUCAUCAACCGAACAAGUAAUUCCACUUGUAUUGUAUUUUUGUUUUACCUUCUUUUUUUUUACAACAUUUACCGUUAUUGCACAAAGAGAAGAGAACUAUGUCGCUUUAUCAAUUUUUCUUUGACCCUUUGUCGAUAUCACUAUGCUCCCAUUGCCAGAGUGUGUGAAUCGCUUCAGCAAAUCACUUUGUGUUUCUGUUCUCUGCCUGAAAUAAAAGAUAAACUAGACAGAAACAGCAGUAUAGAAUUGUCGAUGACAUUUGUCAUGCAAUUUUUCAGUGAUCUCGGAAACAACGAGAUUUCCAGACAACGAAAAGAAAUCAUUUCGCGCGACGACGCUUCGACUUGUAUUUUGUUAAUUUAUUCACGCUAAAACAAGCGCGAUAAUUUUAAUGGAACUACGGGUACACACCGUAGGAAAAUGUCACGAGUAAAAUGUAAAUUAAGGAGCAACGACUCAAGAAGAUCUGAUGCCUUUAGAUUAAACCGCGCAAUUAUCGCAAGAAAAAUAAACAACACGAAGUAUAAUCCCAAGUGGGAAUAAUUUAAAUGUGUAAAAUUGAACAGGUAGGCAUCCCCUCCGCCAAUAUCGUAUUAACGUUUUGUGGAUUUUACGAGGACGUCUGUAUCAAUUAUUCCUGACUAAUACUCAAUUCUUUACACGGCUGUCGUAAUGUCAGAUAAGAUUAUGUGAUUCUAAUAACUGUAGCUUGACCCAUUAAGUUUUUGCAAAACAAAAAUUGGCACGAAGUGGUUUAGAUUUUGGAUGAGUAAUGGUAUAGAUUUUAUCAAGAAAUUCAGAAAAUUUCUAUGCAUAUUGGCUGGCGAAAUUACACGUACACUUGUCAACUAGUUUUAUGAACAUAUUAUGCGUUCGAUUGUAUGAAACAUUUUCAAAUUUCAUUGGCACUGUAAUGAUACCUAACUAACAUAAUUAUUUAUAUCAUAAAAGUAUUUAAGUAGGCAAUCAUUCACAAUAAUCAGUGUAAUCGUCUUUAACGCUCACUAUACGUUUCUAAGGAAAGUAUUCACACAGUAUAUUAAUAUUUUAUUAAUUAUAAG